AUGAUGCUUUCCAAACGCGAUAUCCGCAUCGGAAAUGUUUCAGGUGCAACGGGUGACAGUCCGCACGCCAUGCUGCGGAUGGCACAAGAUGGCAACGUCGAUGUAAUCGUUGGCGAUUGGCUUUCAGAAAUGAACAUUGCAUGGAAUGCCAUUACCAAAGACCAAGAUCCAUCGUUGGGCUACGAACCGGGCUUUUUGACGCAAUUAACUGAGUCCAUCGACACGAUCGCGAAGAAAGGUAUCAAGGUCAUCACCAAUGCGGGUGCUUUAAAUACACAAGCACUAGCUGCUCAGGUACAGGAGAUGUGUCGUGCGCGGGGCCACAAGGACUUGGUGAUUGCCAUGGUGCUGGGAGACGAUAUCUCUCAAGCCGUAACCGAUCCCGCCAAAUGUGAGAAUCUCCUGCAUCUCGACCAUCCAGAGUGGGCACUCAGGGACUGGCUGUUGGAGCCGUAUUGCGGGGUGGCGUAUAUUGGAGCUUGGGGGAUCGUCGAAGGAAUGAAAGCAGGAGCGGAUAUCAUUAUUUGUGGACGAGUCACGGAUGCAUCUCCAGUAAUCGGAGCUGCCGCAUGGUGGCAUGAUUGGGCCCGAGAUGAUUGGGAUCGACUUGCAGGUGGCUUAGUUGCAGGUCAUUUGAUCGAGUGCGGGCCCUAUGUGACAGGAGCCAACUUCUCCGGAUUUAAAUCGAUUCUCCCUCAGUUGGUGGAUCUGGCAUUCCCUAUUGCAGAGAUCAGCAAAGAAGGAACCUGCACCAUCACAAAGCCUGAAGCCCAUGCCGGAGCCGUGACAAAACACAACACAAUCUCUCAAUUCCUGUACGAACUUCAGGGAGAACAAUAUCUGAACCCGGACGUUGUUGCCAACCUCCAUAAUGUGUGCAUUGAACAGGUCGCUCCGAAUAGAGUACACGUACAUGGCAUCACCGGAUCUCCUCCACCGGCAACGACCAAGGCAAUGAUUGCAGCCAAGGGCGGAUACCAGGCCGAGGCUACAUUCUACAUCAACGGGCUCGACGUGUCAGAGAAAGUCGAGAUGAUGCGCAACCAGCUCUUGCACAUCUUCCGCGACCACAACUUCAGCAAAUUUUCAAUCGAGUUGUAUGGAUCCGCUGCAUCGAAUCCUACGAGCCAGCAAGCCGGUACAGUCUUCCUGCGCGUAUUCGCGCAGGCUAAAAAGAAGGAAGAUAUCUCUGCCGACAAGUUCAAAAUUCCAAUCUAUGCUUUAAGAAUGCAAAGUUAUCCCGGAUACCACAUGAAUCUCGACUUCCGGACAAUGGACCCAAAGCCCUUCAUGGAAAUAUUCCCAGUCGUGAUCGCAAUGGCCUCCCUCGACCACCAAACUCAUGUUUUAGGAAGCACCAUUUCAACCUCGAUUUUGAUUGAUCCCCCUCAGAUAACCUCCAAAUAUCCCGAUCCCCGAAGGUCCUACGAGACUGCAAGUCCAGUCGAUCUGGCGAGCUUCGGACCUGCCCAACUAGCUCCCUUAGGCCACAUUGUCCACGCGCGGUCUGGAGACAAGGCAGACAACUCGAAUAUUGGCUUCUUCGUCAGAAAUCACGACGAAUAUCCCUGGCUACAGUCAUUCCUGACAGUACAUCAGAUAAAGAGCCUCUUUGGGGACGACUGGACAAAGGGUGAGAACCACGCCGAAAGAAGGGUGGAAAGGUGUGAGUUUCCCAAGGUUUUGGCCGUCCAUUUCCGGGUACUGGACUUCUUGGAUGGAGGGAUUGCGAGCUCCAGCAGGAUCGACGGCUUGGGCAAGGGGAUUGGGGAAUACUUAAGAAGUAAGGUCGUUCCUAUCCCAGUACAGUUUUUAGAAAGAGGGUGUAUUUAG
This is a messenger RNA of Penicillium digitatum Pd1, 1833 nucleotides long. RefSeq names its product acyclic terpene utilization AtuA family protein. The record is from RefSeq and is a predicted model, not a curated record. Lineage: Eukaryota; Fungi; Ascomycota; Eurotiomycetes; Eurotiales; Aspergillaceae.